Molecule: messenger RNA, 2110 nt
Organism: Etheostoma spectabile (orangethroat darter)
Lineage: Eukaryota; Metazoa; Chordata; Actinopteri; Perciformes; Percidae
Product: sterile alpha motif domain-containing protein 3
Exons: 4
Coding region: 30-1595 (521 amino acids)
Source: RefSeq, a predicted model, not a curated record
AGUCCUGAGAGUUUCAAAGUCGCAAGAAGAUGCUGUUGCGUGUGAUCGUUUCAGCAAAGGACAUUAGAAAGCUCCGCUUGGACUCAGUUCCAGAUUCCGUUGAUGGCCUGAAACGGGUGUUGAAAAACAAACUGCAGUUACACUCUUCAUUUGACCUUCAAUAUGAAGAUGAGGAUUUCAAAGACUUCUGUAACCUCACGUGUGUUGACGAUCUACCAAAGGACAAGGUGACAUUGCAAGUCAUUUUCUGCCCUGUCUCUUCAGACUCAAGUUUGGACACUUUUGGCUCUGCUGUACCUUUGUCUCCGGCAGCAUCUUCUUCAGCUCAAACAUCAUCUCCGACGACAUCUUCUUCAUUGAGCAGCCAAACAGAGUGCUUUGCAGGUCAGCGUUCACAGCAAUGGCCAGCUCAUUUUCACAUUCCCACCUUCUCAUAUGAUGUUGAGCUGAGGCUCAGGCAGGGCAAUGAUGCUUUUAGAGAAAGUGGAGCACUUCUAUCCAUUUCAAGGGACAUGAAGUCUGAGAUUCUGCUCAAACUUGUUGAAAAAAUAUAUUCAUUCAUGACCUACCCUACACUUGAACAUUUUGGAUGUGUAGCCAAGGCACUCGUUGAAAAACACCCUUGCCUUACAGAACCUGGCUCCACAUGUGGAUGGUAUGGAUGGAAACACAGCAUAAAGUUCAAGAUGGGCAAUUACAGACAGAAAUUGAAAAAUUUGGGCUGCCGAGAACUGGAGGUUAAUUCUGAGAAAAGAGGUGCUGGGGACACACGAGGGAAGAGAAACAAAGUGAAGAAACCUCGACGGUCUGAAACAAAUUUUCUUCCAGAUCUCCCCCAGGGAAAAGACAGCCGAAGUCUUGAAGAAGAUAGAGAAAAGAUGGUCCAGGAGAUGAGAAAAACCACCCCAAACCUGGCCUACAUCGAUGAUGCAAUGAAUGCCACAUACGCACUGAGAAGACAGGAGAUUGUUGAAGAGGAGCCACCUGUGGCCGAAAUGAGAGUCAGAUGGCCAGCCCUUUUUACUGAAAGACAGAUCAUCAAGGAAUUCACCAGACUCAUGUCAAUGGACAUCAAUAAGUUCUAUGAGGGUCUGGACAGCCAUCUGCAUAAACUUCUUCAGUUAUUCCGGUUGAAGCGCUUCGAGGAAGUUCAAGAAAUGACAUCCUUAAUGGAGAGUCUCGACAAGGAUGCAUCAAACCAAAGGAAGAGAGCAGCAGCUUUGCAGGGGCUGCCAUGGUACGUGAAGGAAAAUCCUUCUACAUUGAUGAAGAGAUGUGAGCCAACAGAUCCUGGAGAGGACGUCAUCAAGGGAAUGAUGAUUGGAAUCCUUUUGGUCGUUGAAGAUGUGAAGGAGCCCCUUCCAGUUUCCUACAACGAUGUUGCCAUCGUCAUUGAGGAAAAGAUUGUCAUGCGUCAUCUUGGUGAUGUACCCAACGCUUUUGUGAACCUGAUGGGCCUGCUGUACAUGCUGAACCUUGACUAUCCAAAAGACACAAAAUAUACUUUUGAGGUGAUUCAGCGCCUGUUCAUGGGAAUCGGGUCUGAGAUGUGCACUCCCAGAGUCCACUCUUUAAAGAAUAAACUGCUCAGUUAGUGUGAUGGCUUAGGAUGAUGUUUCUGCAUUUGGCCCUGAGUAAGUGUUCUAGUUUUUUUCCAAUUUCUUUUCCACUAUGUUGUAAGAAGAAAAGAAAUGUAAAGCCCUUCUGUGGGCCACCACAGUUUUUUACGUUUUCAUGUUUUAACAUUUUUCUUUUGAGGAAAUUUCUCUUGCAGACACUAAUUUGUAUUUUAUGUUAUAAUGAAAACAUGAACAGAGUGGAGAUUUCAGUUCAUUUUCCUGCAACAAUGCUCAACACUCAAAAGUUGGACUUGUUGGGUUUUUUAUAAAAGUCCUUAUUGUCUUUUCAGCAGAUUUUUCAUGUGUUAAUAUUUAAGUUUGACUGGCCAAUUCUCAUGUAGAUACUUUGCAGAUAUUAGUUUGCUUAAAUUAGUGAAAUUUAGCAAUGUCUGUAAACUCAAGUACCUUGGCAAUAGAGCAGUAGAAAAGAAUGUAGCUCAAACUUAAUAAAAUAAGUUCAACCAACAUUCUUAUAGUUCUCUUAAUUAAUG